This is a messenger RNA of Melanotaenia boesemani (Boeseman's rainbowfish), 4840 nucleotides long. It is a transcript of the gene pdgfrb, whose product is annotated as platelet-derived growth factor receptor, beta polypeptide. Gene Ontology annotation, molecular function: ATP binding; platelet-derived growth factor binding; platelet-derived growth factor beta-receptor activity. The transcript is spliced from 23 exons. Gene Ontology annotation, biological process: protein phosphorylation; multicellular organism development; cell chemotaxis. NCBI's taxonomy places the organism in Eukaryota, Metazoa, Chordata, Actinopteri, Atheriniformes, Melanotaeniidae. Gene Ontology annotation, cellular component: signaling receptor complex. Bases 389 to 3706 code for a protein of 1105 amino acids. The record is from RefSeq and is a predicted model, not a curated record.
UUCAGCAGGACCGGACCAAUGGCACUCUCCUCUGUGUGAGUCUGUUAGGGAAGGAGUGCAUGUCUGCAUGACUCUAUUGGAAGCAUUCUUUUAGAACUUACACCACUCUUUCUGAGUGCUGGGUAAGGCUCUCUGUGAGAGAGGAGAGAGAGACCCUUUGGCGUUGUGAUUUGACUAAACAAAUAGCCCUGCUCGGUGCGGUACCUCCUCCCAACGGACUCCUGGGACAGCAGAGAUUAACCCCAGACUCUGAACAUCUGAGGGAUCUGUACAUUUGAGGCAGCAGCCCCUGUAGAGACAACCAGCCUGAAAUUUCAUCUCUGAUUCUCCCCCUCCUGCAGAGAGAGAAGACUCGUCUGAAGGACAAACGUGCCUGAAAGUGUCCACUAUGAGGAAGGUGACAGCAUCAGCACUCCACCUGAUCGUCACAUUUACAGCUUUGCUGUAUUUCUGCACUGAAGUCUGCUGCCUGGAGAUUAAACCUGAUGGCAAAGAGUUCGUCCUGGCUCAAGGCUCCUCUCUGAUCCUUAAAUGCUCCGGCUCUGUGGGUGUGACGUGGUACUUUAAGAGGGACGACGUGCCUUACUUUCAAGUGGAGCAAAGUCAAAAUGAUCCACAAAGCUACAACAUUGAUGAUGAUGGCACUUCUAGUGUUCUGAGCUUGUGGAACGUAAGCUGGAAGCACAGUGGUGUUUAUCAGUGUGUUGAGCAGCUCACUGGGGACACCAAGGAGGUGGCAGUGUUUGUCCCAGAUCCUGAAGUGUGGUUCAUUGAGAGCUCCCAUGGCAUGGUGACAAAGACCAGUGAAGAAAGCACCAUCCCCUGCGUGGUCACCAACCCAAACAUUUCUGUUACCCUGCAUGAGAAGGAUACUGACAUGCCCAUCAAAGGGUUGUAUAUUCCCAGUGAAGGGUACAAAGGACCAGUGGAGGACAGGACAUACUUUUGUCGGGGAGAGCUGAACGGAGAGGUGAAAGACUCUCAGGCUUUCUACGUUUUCAGCAUUGUUGUCCCAGAAGCUAUCGACGCCUACGUCAACGCUUCAAAGACAGUCCUGAAGCAGGGUGAGCCGCUGACUGUAAACUGCACGGUGCACGGAGUGAUGCUGGUCUUUUUUUCUUGGGAUAUUCCCAACAGAGAGUUUAAUGAAGUUGAGCCUCUGACAGACGUCCUGUCUGCCAUGAGCAUGCGCUCCUGCUUGAUCUUUCCUAGUGCCACGGUGGCCCACAGUGGAAGCUAUGUCUGCCAUGUCCAUGAGGGUGUCCAAGACCAGAAAGCCUCUGCCAGCGUCAGCAUCACUGUGCUCGAACAAGGUUUUGUGGAAGUGAAGCCAGCUCAGCCGCAAAACAUUUCAGCCAGGCUACAAGAGAAUGUCGAGUUGCGAGUGGAGAUUGAGGCCUACCCUCCCCCCCAGGUUCGCUGGACCAAAGAUGGCACCACCAUAAACGGGGAUAAAACCAUCACCUUCAGACAAGAGCAUGAAAUUAGGUAUGUCACCAUUUUGACGUUGGUGAGGGUGAGGACAGAGCAGAAGGGUCUCUAUGCUGCUCUUGUUACCAAUGGUGACGACUCAAAGAAAGUGUUCUUUAACCUGGAAGUCCAAGUUCCCUCCCAGAUUAAAGACCUGACUGACCACCAUCUGCCAGGGAAGAGACACUUGGUGACCUGUGUAGCAGAGGGAGUCCCAACCCCGACUAUACAGUGGUACAGCUGUGGCAGCAUGCUCAAGUGUAGCAACCAGACGGCAGUGUGGAGGCCGCUGAUACUGCAGCCAGAGGAGCUGAGCAUCCAGACCAAUGUGAGCUACAGUGAGAUGCGGAAAACCAGCCAGGUGCGCAGUCAGCUGACUUUUCACAAGCCUCAACAGGUCACAGUUCGGUGUGAGGCCACCAACCAAGCAGGAUCAGUGGACAGAAGAGAUGUCAAACUGGUAUCCAGCACUCUGUUCUCCCAGGUGGCGGUACUGGCUGCUGUUCUAGCCCUAGUGGUCAUCUUUAUUACAUCAAUCAUUAUCCUCAUUGCUGUAUGGAGGAAGAAACCGCGCUAUGAAAUCAGAUGGAAGGUGAUAGAGUCUGUGAGCCAGGACGGACAUGAGUACAUCUACGUGGACCCCAUACACCUGCCCUAUGACCUGGCCUGGGAGAUGCCCCGAGACAACCUGGUGCUGGGUCGCACUCUUGGAUCAGGAGCAUUUGGCAGGGUGGUCGAGGCAACUGCUUACGGUCUCACGCAUUCCCAGUCCAGCACAAAAGUGGCAGUGAAAAUGCUGAAAUCAUCAGCCAGGAGGAGUGAGACUCAGGCACUCAUGUCAGAGCUGAAGAUCAUGAGUCACCUGGGGCCUCACCUCAACAUUGUCAACUUGCUUGGAGCUUGCACCAAACAUGGCCCUCUUUACCUGGUGACAGAAUACUGUCGCUAUGGUGACCUGGUGGACUACCUGCACAGGAACAAACACACCUUCCUGCAGUACUACGCUGAGAAGAACCAAGAUGAUGGCUGCCUCAUUUCAAGAGGAAGCACCCCUCUUAGCCAACGAAAAGGCUACGUGUCCUUUGGAAGUGAGAGUGAUGGAGGAUACAUGGACAUGAGCAAAGAUGAGCCAUCAGUCUAUGUGCCCAUGCAGGAGCAGAUAGACACCAUCAAAUAUGCAGACAUUCAGCCUUCUCCAUAUGAGUCCCCCUACCAGCAGGACCUCUAUCAAGAACAAGUUGGCACUAGAUUGGAUCUGAUGAUCAGUGAGUCUCCCAGUCUCACCUAUGACGACCUCCUGGGCUUCAGCUACCAGGUGGCGAUGGGGAUGGAGUUCCUCGCCUCCAAGAAUUGUGUCCACCGUGACCUGGCUGCCAGGAAUGUGUUGAUCUGUGAAGGCAAGCUGGUGAAGAUUUGUGACUUCGGCCUGGCCAGAGACAUCAUGCAUGAUUCCAACUACAUCUCUAAAGGCAGUACAUUCCUCCCCCUGAAGUGGAUGGCACCAGAAAGUAUUUUCCAUAAUUUGUACACCACCCUGAGUGAUGUGUGGUCAUACGGCAUUCUUCUUUGGGAGAUUUUCACACUGGGAGGAACUCCAUACCCAGAUUUACCCAUGAAUGAAUUAUUCUACAGCGCUUUGAAGAGAGGCUACCGAAUGACCAAACCCGCCCAUGCCUCAGAUGAAGUCUAUGAAAUCAUGAAGAAGUGCUGGGAUGAAAAGUUUGAGAAGAGGCCUGAGUUCUCACUCCUGGUCCACAGUGUGGGAAGCAUGCUGACAGACAGCUUUAAGAAGAGAUACAACCAGGUGAAUGAUAACUUCCUGAAGAGUGAACAUCCCGCUGUGGUCCGCACCAAACCCCGGCUGUCCUCACCUUUUCCAAUUGCCAACCCAGCCUUUGGCUCUCCAGGUCCCAUUACCAUCUCCUCCACCCCCCUGGGCUCUUUUAACCAGAACCCAAGACCUGAAGACCACAGACAAGAGGUCAACACGCAGGAAAUCAUAACUUCUUACAACGAGUACAUCAUUCCCAUCCCGGACCCAAAGCCAGAGGAGGUUUUCACUGACGAGCCAUCAGAAAGUCCAGCAAGCUCUCUGGCUCUGGAGGAGGAGAGUGACUCCAUGUCCCAAGACACCGCUGAUACUCUUCCAGAGGAGGACCGGCUGGAAGAGACCAGCGAAAGAGACGCACUAUUGGGCUCCUCGGGGACACCGGAGAUAGAAGACAGCUUCCUGUAGCCACAUGUAGGAACCCUGGGAAAACAGAGCCCCUUUCUUAGGCUGAAAAGGGAACACGGCUAAACUUUUAAUGUAGCAAAACUGAGACUCAGAAGGUAAUUUCUGUAUUUUGACGUAGCACUCAAAAAGUUGUGUCCUCCUUGAAUUUUUGUUAACUACCAAUGAAUGCUAAUAAUAAAUGUGGCGACAUCUGUCUGACAUUUUUGAAAGUUUGCCAUGAUAUAAAUAUGGUACUCUCCUCACAUUCCUACAUGAUCAGUGUGUAGUGUACUACGCAGUGUCAUGUUUAUUGUUUUUUCUAUUUUUAUCCAGAGAUCUAUAACAUGAGAUACAAUGGGGAUUAUUUGGAACCACGUGCCUUUUUUUGCUGUUAGUAGGUUAGACUUGUAAGAAGUGGGUGAGUUUUUUUUUUUUUCUUUACAUUUUUUAUCCAUGUUAAGUAAAACAGCUUAAAAGACAAACCAUGAGCAAAAACUAUAUAAAUAAAUAAAAUCAUAUACACGAAGACCAUAACUGAAUUUUAUUUGUAAAUUUUGAAUUCCAUCUUGAAUUUAGUUAUUCUUUUGUGUAGGCUUGAUUCAUAGUUCUGUGCCAGAUUUGCACUUUAUUUAGGGGAAAAUGUGGAUAUCCAUGUUAAAGAUAUAUUGUCCCACUCUGUGAAAGAUAGAAAGCUACAACAUAGAGCCACUAAAACAUAAAUAUAGCCGUUUUACAUUGAUUACAUGAUGCAUUUCUGUGAUGACAUGUGACUGAAGUGAAAAUAAUCAGCGCAGCAUAUCACUGCCUUAGCACAAGAUGGCACACAUGAGUGCCUUUGUAUUGACAGACUUUUGUCUUGCAGCUACAUGAAGGGCUAUUGUACUUAAUAAUCUUGACAGCCAUAUGUAGAAAUGCUAAAGAAAAAAAGGCUGUUUUGUUUUGUUUUUUUUGUACUUGUUUUGGUCAAUGUUCACUUACAUUGUAUUUCAUCUUUUAUCUAAAACACACUUUGUUUCCUGUAGGACUCAAUGUAAAAUGCACAAGAUCACAGUGUCACAAGCUAUGGUACCAAAGCUCUUAACGUUUACAAAUGUAUUUUUAUAAGUGUCAUUUUAUAUGUUGUAAAUGUGUCAAUAAAUGUGUAUUAUCACAAUA